AUGAUGCGUCCCACUCGUUACGUGGUCACGGCCUUCGCCUUCUUGGUUCUAACAAGUGCCGAUUCUAGAACCAAUGUCGACAGUGAGACGAACAAUGAGGCAGUUAACAUUUCCACUCUGCAUUCUCCUCUGGAACUUACUGCGUUCGACGGGCCAGGACACUUGCACUCGCAGGACUCUACAGUGGCAGCGAGCGACUUUGUUCACCGCCGCGACGAGGAGAGAGGGUUGAACGAUGUAGUGUCACACGGGAGCGCUGCAAUUCAUCAAGGAUUACAGGGGGAACUGAUAGCCUUGCAGAAAAAAGCAUAUACGAACUUUCUGGAGCAUGUUGAUGUCCCAUCGGGGUCGAAUCAGGAUCUCACCUUAUUUCAGAAGCUCUACGAGUGGUCUGCGUAUGUGGAGUUGUUUAACAUUCAAACUCGCGCGUUCGAAGACGUUGAGAUACUUGAGCAUAUGGUGAAGAAAUUUAAAGUCAAGAGGGUGAUAAAAUUUCUCCAUUGGCUUGAGAGCUUUCCUCCUUCGAAGGAGCGCGCCAGCAGCUUGCUGGAAGUGAUAACUAUGAAAAACUCGGAAGACGCCGAAAAGAUCAAGCAAUUGUGUUUGACAUGGGAAAUAGGACCGGACGAGAUUAAUGAAUUAAUGCCCAUUGCAGCGAUGGGGAGACUGACAGGUGAAGUAAAGAAAAAGGCAGCGUGGAGUUCCGUCGAAGUCGAACUUUCUUCGUGGUUGAAAUAUGUUCUGGAUUUCAACAUGAGCUACCCGGAGAAAUACUUCGACAGCAAAUCCGUUGUGACCUGGCUUUUGAACAGAAGAGGGGUGGAUGAGACGACCGCAAUUUUUGAGCAGUUCCUCGAAUCGAGACCAAUUAUCUAUGAUUGGGAAAAACAGCUGGUUGCUUUACACCCUGCGACCUUGAGUCGGAUGCUUCCUAGGUGGCUGAAAGCAGAUGUGAAACCUAGGGAUGUCUUAAGGAUAUUGCCUCGCGCAGUGGAGAUUCGUGCGCAUGGUGUUGGAGGGUCCACGAAGUGGCCUGGCAUCCGUCUCGAGCUCAAGCUGUGGAUUGGAUAUUUUAAAGGGUGGAACCGUAAACAUUCUAUCGCUCUUGCUGGCAAAGAAUAUGCUCACCUUUUCUCAGAAGAGAUCGUACUCGACACACUGGAGUUUUGCAGUGGAGCAGAAGAAGUGAAUGCAUUCCUUCACGGUCUUCGAGCCGAUAACGAGUUGAAGGAUCUGGCGUCAAAGAUGGAGAAGUUAUUGCCUGCCAGACGCAAGAAGCUAAUGAAGAUCAAGUUGCUGGCGGAAGCGAAGGCAGGUCCUGCAGAAGUGUUCAGGAAAUUGCCCAUUGCAAAGGUGGAUCGCUCGAUUGCGACAUUUGAUCGCGCAGGGCGCGCAAAGCAAAUAGAAGAUCCUGAAGUCUUCUUCAAGAAACUCAAACAGUUUCUUGGAUAUGUGGACGCAUACCGAGAAAAUUACGGUGAGUUUAGUGACAAUGACGUCGUCCAUUUGUUGGACAGAGCGAGAAGAUCGCUGGCGGAGGUAUUUGCAUAUCUUCAAUUGUUUGAAAGCGUCCCUGGAAUAGAGACGCGCGCAGCCCAACUACUAGAAGCGUUUCGUGAAUAUCACAGAAUAGGUUCUUUCGGUUCUUUGCAGAAGGAGACACGUGAGAUCAUGCAGCGGAUACGUUUUUAUUGUUUAUAA
Peronospora matthiolae is the source of this 1701-nucleotide messenger RNA. The record is from the annotation of a GenBank genome assembly. NCBI's taxonomy places the organism in Eukaryota, Oomycota, Peronosporomycetes, Peronosporales, Peronosporaceae.